GCGCGGUUCUGAUAAGCCAAUAUGCCCCGUUUCAAUGUUAUCGAUAAGACAUACAGUAACUUUUUUCUGGUGGCAGUUCAACCACUGCCAAACUAUCUACACGCUCGACGCUCACACAUUAUUCACCCAAAAUGGCCCCUGCUAGGGCUGAUGAUUUCCUUGGACUAUCCGACAGUGAAGGAGAAGAUGUUGGAGGUUACAAUUCCGAUGCUGAAGUCCAAAAGGGUAUCCGCAGUGCUAAGCGCAGAAGGCUGAGCGACGACGAGGAUGCUGGCAGCGACUCGGAAGACGAAGCCAAGGCACUCAAAUUCACAGAUGAGAAAGUCGACGAGGACGAAGAACAAGAAACAGUCGCCAAUGACGAAUCGAAAUCAAAGUCGAAAAAAGCCGACGUGAAGAUUCCCGAACUCAAAACAGCACUUCCCGAUAUCACAAGACCUGCAACCAAAAAGAACCUGGUGGCUACAGAGGCUGCUAUCAAAAAGUCUGGCGUCGUGUACAUGUCUCGCAUACCGCCGUUCAUGAAGCCCGCCAAGGUACGGUCCCUGCUGGAACCAUAUGGCACGAUCAACCGCAUCUUUCUCGCACCAGAAGAUCCUGCCGCCCAUGCGCGCAGAGUAAAGGCGGGCGGCAACAAGAAGAAGUCAUACACAGAGGGUUGGGUGGAAUUUGUCAAGAAAAAGGAAGCCAAGGCAGCCUGCGAGCUCCUCAAUGCGCGCACCAUUGGAGGCAAGAAGGGUAGCUACUACCGUGACGAUAUCUGGAACCUGCUCUACCUCAACGGCUUCAAGUGGAACAACCUGACCCAGCAGAUUGCUGCUGAAGAUGCCGAGCGAGCAAGCAGAAUGCGUGCCGAAAUCAGCAAGACGACCAAGGAAAACAAGGAGUUUGUGCGCAACGUGGAAAGGGCCAAGAUGCUGGACGGCAUGCAGGCCAAGUCGAAGAAGAGAAAGGCAGACGCUGGCGAGGACGCUUCAACGGCGCCGCUGGAAGAAGGAAGCAGAACAUUCAAGCAGAUUCCAUUGGCAAAGAAGGCCAAGGAGACAGACGAGCCUUCAGAACGGGUUUCUCGCGUGCUCAGCAAGAUCUUUUAGAGCGUUGGCGGCGUACUCUGUUGCAUGUUUUGGUUUGCUUUGUCCUGGAGUUAAGCUUUUUGUAUAUAAACUGGUACAUAUCACGCAUAAGCCUCAUGAUUCAAUCUACAAUUCUUCCAUUUU
Messenger RNA from [Torrubiella] hemipterigena, 1217 nucleotides. Lineage: Eukaryota; Fungi; Ascomycota; Sordariomycetes; Hypocreales; Clavicipitaceae. The record is from the annotation of a GenBank genome assembly.